AUGUCCGACAGCGCCUUUGACAACAUCCUGAAUUUCCGUGAUGUGGGUAAAACGGUGAACGCCUUUCUUGGCAAAAGGAUCCUCAAAGAAGGUGUGCUCUAUCGCUCGGCACGUCCAGAUGACGCCACGCUGUCCGACCGGCGCAGGCUGCAGGCGGACUACGGGAUCAAGACGGUGAUGGACCUGCGGACCAAGACGGAGCACCUCAAGCAAGCCGAGAAGCGGCAGGCGGACAUCAAGACCCCGGCGCUGCUGCAGUCCAACGCCGCGCUCGCGGAGCCCGUCCAGAUCCCCGGGCUGCGGUACCUGGAGAUCAAGGUGACGGGCAAGAAGUUUGAGCACCACAUGCUGAGCCAGCUGAGUUGGGGGAGCUACUUAAAAUUAAUAUGCCUCUACCUGACGGGCUACCGUAUCGAUGCCAUCCGGAUCAUCAGCAAGGAGGUCAUGCUGCCCCGGGGACUGGUGGGCAUGGGCUUCGACACGCUGGACCAGUCCGGGGCUGAGAUCGCAGAGGCUCUUCGCGCCUUCACGCAGCCCUCCGCCCUGCCCGUCCUUGUGCACUGCACGCAGGGCAAGGACCGCACGGGGCUGGUCGUUGCCGUGGCGCUGUUCGUGCUUGGUGUGCCCCUGGAGGCCAUCACGCACGACUACCUCCUCACCCAAGACGGCCUGGUAGCCGAGCGGGAAUCACGGCUGGCUGAAAUUGAGGAGAUUGGGCUCACAGCCGAGUGGGGAGACUGUCCGCCGGAUUUUGUGCCACGGGUCUGGGGCCAUAUCGAAGACACAUAUGGUGGCAUAGAGGCGUAUCUUGACGGCAUAGGAUUUGGCGAUGGAGAGAGGCGGCAGUUUAUCGAGAAGUUAGGCGCUUGA
This is a messenger RNA of Neoarthrinium moseri, 870 nucleotides long. RefSeq lists its product as uncharacterized. The transcript has 5 exons. Lineage: Eukaryota; Fungi; Ascomycota; Sordariomycetes; Amphisphaeriales; Apiosporaceae. Bases 1 to 870 code for a protein of 289 amino acids. Gene Ontology annotation, biological process: dephosphorylation. Gene Ontology annotation, molecular function: phosphoprotein phosphatase activity. The record is from RefSeq and is a predicted model, not a curated record.